AUGCCCAUUUCUAUGUCGGUCAGCCUUCCUUAUAGCAUACAGGAUCAGAUCCUCGGAAAUCUUCACCAGAUUGAUAAAGUACAGCUAUCUUACACGUGCAGAGCCUGGUUCAAUAUAUGUAUAGAGAAUUUGUAUAGCAGUAUAUAUAUCACAGAACGAAAGUUCCCCAUUGUAGAGGCGUAUGAGUACUAUGAAGACGACAAACGAGGUAACUUACACAACUGGACCAUAGUUAAGUCAGAUUUGAGGCAGAAUUCUCCCAUUAAACUAUUGGAACGUACAUUAGCCGAGAGCAACGAGGCGAUAGGUAAAAAGAUAAGAAAUAUCGUUUGUGAUGAUAUCACAUUCAUUCUAUUUAAAUUGAAUUCUUGGAAUAGGAGAUUUCAAUUGAGUCACCGAAUACACUCAAUUUUCUUUGCCAAUGUUCCCUUAAACCACUUGAUGACGAUUUAUGACGACUUAGAUAAAUUUUACACACACUCUGUUGGACUUAACUUGACAUCUGUGCAGUUGUUCAAUUUUAACGAUUUACGUAAAUUUACUCAGAUGACUAGAUUAAGAAACAUCAGCUUUUAUAUAUCUGAUUUACUGUCAUUAGAUGUGAAACCAUUGACAAGAAUAGAAAAGCAGAACAUCAUUCAAUGUCUCAGGAGACUUAAAUCUAUAGAGAUUGUAUCUACACACAAUUUGAGUUUAAACUUCUUGGAAAACAUUGAAGCUGAACUAAGAAGUGAGUUAAACUUGGGCGAGCUAUUACUCCCCAAUGUAAAUACAAUUAGCUUGAACCAUACUCAUGGUCAAACUAUUGUCAACGAUAGAUAUAACUUCAGCAGUAGAUAUGAUUUGAGUAAAGAAAAGAAAUUGGAUUUCUCCAUAUUGAAGAGACUAUUUAAUCUCAAGAAUAUCAAGAGCAUGAAAAAGUUAAAGAUAGGGUGCAACCACAUUCUUCAAUUGAGAGACAGCAGGCGAGAUUUGGAUGACGUUUUAGAAGAUCAAUUAUCAGAAAUAUCUGAUAAUGAAAACUGCAACUGUUUAAAAACUUUCUUAGUGGAGAUGGACUUGCCUAAUGUUGAGACAUUCAAUAUUAUUAAAGAUGGCCACACGAUAUUGAUUAACCCAUUUAGUUUGUACUACUUCCGUAAUCAGCUCAUUAGUCUACUUAAGAGGAGUGGGCAAUUUAGUAAAUUGAAGAGACUUUCCAUUGAUACCCAAUGUACCAUAUAUCCAUUUUAUGAAUUCCAAAAUGAUACAAAGUUUCACACUAUCGUUACUAAAUUUCAUUUACAAAGUAAAGAACUACUUAAUGCUAUACGUAUCAAAAAACAGAUCGAGAAAGUAGAUUUCCCAGAUUACUACCAGUCGAUGUAUAUUUGGGAAAUUGCAGUGAAAAUGAUUGAAAGUGAAAGUAUAAUCAAUUGCAGAUGUGUUAACUGUAUUGCAGUUAAUCAAAACAUUGUCAACUUUUUGAAAACGAAUAAGAAAAUUCAAUUUUAUCUUAAUCCAACAAGUUUGAAGACAUUUAAUCAAUACUACUUUGAUUUAAUAGAGGUGAUAUUGAGAAUAUUGAAGAACGAAGGAAGUGAUUUGCGAGGGAGAAACAAUUGUAAUGGUAGCACAGCAAGACCUGACGACUCGGUUUCGAAGAUCUCACCAGUUGCACAACAGCAAAUAUACAUCGAAAAUCAAGAUGAAAUCAUGUCGCUAGUGAACAACGAAUCAGCUCCUUGGAGGAACAAGGAGAUCUCCUUGCAUUCAAUAUUCCAGCAUGAAUCGUAUAAAGAAUUGGUUAACUAUAACUUUGUAAGAGACUUGUCACGAGUAUUAACCAGUGACGAAUACAAUGCUAGAGGGUCGUACAAUCCAUAUGAGAUUACAUGCGAAUGUACCGGAGGUGAGUUAAAAGAAAUGAUCGAGUACAUUCAGCAUCAAGUUAAUAGAAAGGAACAUGGGAUACCGAUUACAACCAAUUCGUUAAAUAACACAUUGUGA
Molecule: messenger RNA, 1989 nt
Organism: Dujonia railenensis
Lineage: Eukaryota; Fungi; Ascomycota; Pichiomycetes; Serinales; Debaryomycetaceae
Source: the annotation of a GenBank genome assembly